AUGCUCGCCGCCGGCACCUCCAGCGCGCCGGUCGCUGCCGCGUCCACGGUCGCUGCCGCGUCGGCGCGAGCCGCGCCGCCAAAGGCCGUCAAGCUCAAGAAGCGCCCUCGAGCCGGCAGCGAUGACGAUGAAUGGGCACCACCGGCGGGCGCGGCAGGUGGUCUCAAGCGUGCCACCGAAGCAUACAUCGCGCGCGCCGUUGCUGCCGCUGCGGGCGUGAACGAUGGGGUCGACAGAGGCCGGCCCAAGCGGCAGGCCGCGAUCGAGGCCGUGGCCAAAGCAGACCUCUGCCAGUGGCAAGAGAGCCUGAGCGCCGACGCAUUUGUCCGCGAGGCUUGCGUGCGUGCGCCUUGGACGCCCUCCUCGGCGCCGCAGCGCGCCGCGGGCUUCGAUGCGACGAUCCGCGUCGGCGAGGCGUACCAGGCAGUGGUGCCCGCCUUUGAGGAGGGGAGGCCGCGCCCGGUCGAGGUGCGCGCGGACGAGCUGCUUGUGAUCGAGUUUGAGCCGCUCCGUGCACCACCCAGACCAGCCUGCAAGCCGGUCGCCGCGACAGUGGUGUCGGUGGGCAAGCCUCCCCGCGGCCGAGCGAUUUCCGCCUCCUCGUCUUCCGCCGGGCGUGUUUGCUCCCUCAUUCCCACCAUUGUCGGCACGGUGCCCUCCGCUUCGACAGACCCUCCCCUGGUGACUCUCGAUGCCGUCCCGGUGGCGGCGACAGACCCUCCCCUCGUGACUCUCGAUGCCGUCCCGGUGGCGGCGACAGACCCUCCCCUCGUGACUCUCGAUGCCGUCCCGGUGGCGGCGACAGACCCUCCCCUCGUGACUCUCGAUGCCGUCCCGGUGGCGGCGACAGACCCUCCCCUCGUGGCUCUCGAUGCUUUCCCCGUAACCGGCGGCAGCGGAGCCACCGGCGCGAAACUUGGCGGCUCUGCUGGCCCGGGCAGGGUUCCGGUGCUGGCUGCGGCGUGUCCACCGAGUCAGGCAGCGGCGCUGGCUACCUCUUCCGUCCGCACCGCAGUCGAGGCGCCGAAGAGCGGACCGCGCCUGACCUCUGCGAUGACCGCACCGCCAUUGCCGUUGCCGCGAACCGCGCCAUUGCCGCUGCCGCGAACCGCGCCGCCGUUGAAGCUGCCGAAAAGCGCACCGCUGCCAUUGCCGCGCGGUCCACCAGCCGCAAGCCACGCUGCUCCCUCCUCGGCGAUGGGCUCGCAGUGCGUCGCUGCUGUCGCCGCCUCGGCCAGCCAGGUUGCGGGACUGGGCACCAGCCGGCCAGCCGGAGAGACCAGUCAGGUUGCCGCCAGAGGCAGCAGGCACGCUGCAGGAGGCAGCCAACUCGCCGCAUUGCCGGCGCGUGAUCCGAGAAACGCGGUGAUGUUGCAAAACAUCGCCGCCAACAUGGCUGCCAACAUGAACAUGAACGGCUUUUGA
Messenger RNA from Emiliania huxleyi CCMP1516, 1425 nucleotides. RefSeq lists its product as hypothetical. Lineage: Eukaryota; Haptophyta; Isochrysidales; Noelaerhabdaceae. The transcript has a single exon. The record is from RefSeq and is a predicted model, not a curated record. Bases 1 to 1425 code for a protein of 474 amino acids.